Esox lucius (northern pike) is the source of this 1482-nucleotide messenger RNA. Its product is annotated as calretinin. Gene Ontology annotation, molecular function: calcium ion binding. NCBI's taxonomy places the organism in Eukaryota, Metazoa, Chordata, Actinopteri, Esociformes, Esocidae. The transcript has 11 exons. Gene Ontology annotation, biological process: regulation of long-term synaptic potentiation; regulation of presynaptic cytosolic calcium ion concentration. The record is from RefSeq and is a predicted model, not a curated record. Gene Ontology annotation, cellular component: terminal bouton; synapse; dendrite. The coding region runs from base 130 to 945 and encodes 271 amino acids.
CUGAGCGCGAACGCAUGACAGUUAAGUGCGGCUCCGGAUCAGACUAGGACAAAGUUAACUCCGGAUUUCAACGCGCUUCAGGAAGAAGAAAAAAGCAGCAGAAGGAAAAAAAACAGCAUAGACUGAACUAUGGCGACCCAAGCACAUCAGCCACCUCAUCUCCACCUGGCAGAGCUCUCAGCGGCGCAGUUCCUUGACAUCUGGAAACAUUUCGACGCAGACGGGAAUGGCUACAUUGAGGGGAAGGAGCUCGAGAACUUCUUCCGGGAGCUAGAGACAGCGCGGAGAGGAGCAGGCGUGGAUCCGACACAGGUGGCGUUUAGAGAAAAGAUGAAGGAGUUCAUGGCGAAAUUUGACAAGAAUGCAGAUGGACGAAUCGAGAUGUCAGAAUUAGCUCAGAUUCUUCCCACAGAGGAGAAUUUCCUGCUUUGUUUUAGAAAUUUUGUGGGAUCUAGUGCAGAAUUCAUGGCGGCAUGGAGACGGUAUGACACCGAUCGCAGUGGAUACAUAGAAGCCAACGAACUCAAGGGUUUCCUGUCAGAUCUUCUGGAGAAGGCCAACAGACAUUAUGAUGACAAGAAGCUCAACGAGUACACACACACCAUCCUGAGGAUGUUUGAUCUGAAUGGAGAUGGGAAGCUGGGGCUGUCUGAGAUGGCCAGGCUUCUACCGGUUCAGGAAAACUUCUUGCUCAAGUUCCAGGGAUGCAAGCUCUCGGCUGAGCAGUUCAAUGUCAUUUUCACAUUCUAUGACAAGGAUGGGAACGGCUACAUCGAUGAGCAUGAGCUGGAUGCCCUGUUGAAGGACCUCCAUGAUAAGAACAAAAUGGAGUUGGACUCCACUGGUCUGGUGGGCUACAAGAAGAGCAUCAUGGCUCUGUCCGACGGAGGGAAGCUCUAUCGUACUGAGCUGGAGAUCGUCCUCUGCCGCGACGCCAUACUGUGAUCUUUCACCUCUGACACCUGACACCCUGCCCCCAUCCUGAUAUAAUCAGGUGCAUGUACACCCCCCCCCCAACUCCACUCCCAUCUCUACAGGGCGAAUGGCACCAAGCAAGAACAUCAGCCCGAUUGCCCCACUCUAUUUACUAGCUGCCCGUACUUUGCCCUGCCUCCUCCCCUUCAUUGUAGCGUGACACUUCCUGAUGGUCAUCAGUGUCAUCGGUGUCUGCAGCUUGUUUUUGUAAACUUUACAUGCAAUUCUAGAGUGAGUUAAUGAUAAAUGUAGCAGGAAUAUACUACUUGUCCAUUUAUUUGAAUACAUAUACAUUUUGCCUGAAUGCCCAUUGUACUGUACUUCCAGUCUACUUUUUGUUUUUGCACGGUUUUGGUCUGUCAAUCUAUUGCUUUUUUUACCUCCAGUCUCAAUGCCCCUACCUUACUUUUUGCUUCAGUCUGUUCUUUAUUUCUGAAUUGGGUUUAAGGCUUGUACUGUUUUACUGAAAAUAAUUAUGAGGGUAUAAAUAAACAUUGUUGAUGAUCA